GGAGAAGAAAAUGAAAUGGAUAAUAACAGCGUAACAAUCCUUUGUACUAUCAACUACUCCUAUCUCGAAACAGUGUACUGAUUAAGCAAUGAACUAGAGCAUUUAACUCCCCCAGCGCCACAGUCCAACAGAUCAGCUAGCCAACGCCCGCGCCUAGGCAUCACCGCAUCACGCAUGGGCGAGCACGCUACGUACGCCGCUGCUAGUGCUAAGUGCAAGGUAGCAGCUGGCUAGCUAGCAGCGGCGACGAGCCGUCGUUUGGGUGCGCGCGAUAGACCAAUCGAUGGAGGGGGAGAAGACGACGAUGACGAAGGUGGUGGCGCCGGUCGAGCGGGUGGUGUUCGAGCUGAACGGUGAGCGGCAGGAGGUAGCGGCGGCGGACGUGGAGCCGUCGACGACGCUGCUGGAGUUCAUCCGCACCAGGACGCCAUUCAGGGGGCCCAAGCUUGGCUGUGGAGAAGGUGGAUGUGGGGCUUGUGUAAUCCUUAUAGCCAAGUAUAAUCCAAAGACAGAUGAAGUGACUGAAUUCAAUGUAAACUCAUGCCUAACACUUCUUUACAGUAUACAUUUCUGUUCAAUUAUUACCACUGAGGGUCUGGGGAAUACCAAAGAUGGCUUCCAUUCUAUACAGAAAAGAAUGUCCGGGUUUCAUGCCUCCCAGUGUGGUUUUUGCACCCCUGGCAUGUGCAUGUCUAUUUUCUCCUCUCUUGUCAAUGCUGACAAAUCCAAGAAGCCUGCACCACCAAAAGGGUUCUCAAAGCUAUCUAUAUCAGAAGCAGAAAGGUCUUUCUCGGGUAACAUGUGUCGAUGCACCGGUUACCGACCGAUUGUUGAUGCCUGUAAAAGUUUUGAAUCGGAUGUUGACCUAGAGGAUUUGGGCCUUAAUAUAUUCUGGAAAAAGGGUGACAAACACCCAGAUCCUACCAAAUUGCCAAGCUACACUCUUGGUGGUGGGAUCUGUACCUUCCCAGACUUCCUUAAAUCUGAGAUCAAAUCUUCGCUAGACUUCAAUGAUGCUAGUAUUUCAGGCCCCAGGGAGGGAUGGUAUUGUCCCAAAAGUAUCAAACAGUACUAUAAGUUAGUAAAUUCUGGCUUAUUUAGUGAAAGCUCUGUGAAAGUGGUGGUUGGGAACACAAGUACUGGUGUUUAUAAGGAUCAGGACCUUUAUGACAAGUAUAUUGACAUUGCAGGCAUUCCAGAACUUUCUGCUAUUGUAAGGAAAGAUAAGGGCAUUGAAAUUGGAGCAGCUACGUCAAUUUCCAGGACCAUUGAGAUACUUAACCAAGAAAGUGAAUUAACAUCCUCUCCAAAUGGGAGUGUGGUUUUCAGAAAACUUGCUGAGCACAUGAGCAAAGUGGCUUCGCCAUUUGUUCGUAACACAGCAAGCAUUGGAGGAAACAUAAUUUUGGCACACAAAUACCCUUUUCGCUCAGACAUUGCAACCAUACUUCUUGGUGCUGCCGCAACUGUCAAUCUUCAGGUUUCUUCGAAAACACUACAUGUUAAUUUGGAGCAGUUCCUUGAGCAACCUCCUCUGGAUCACAGUACUUUACUUCUGAGCAUAUUUAUUCCACAUUGGGCUUCAGACUGUAAGAAAGAGCAUACUUUGGUAUUUGAAACUUAUAGAGCAGCUCCACGUCCUCUUGGCAAUGCUGUUUCAUAUGUUAAUUCUGCUUUCCUAGGACAUGUUUCCUUGGAUAAAUCAUCAGGUGACAAUAUAUUGAGUAACCUGCACUUGGCUUUUGGUGCCUAUGGAACUAAACAUGCUAUUAGAGCAAGGAAGGUUGAGGAAUACCUGACAGGAAAAAUACUUUCUGCAUCUGUUGUGCUUGAAGCAAUUCGAUUGCUGAGAGAAACAAUUGUACCGGUGGAAGGAACAACUCAUCCUGAAUACAGAGUCAGUGUGGCUGUUGGAUUUCUCUUCAGUUUCUUAUCUCCACUUUGUAAAGGUGUGAUAGAGUCUGGAAAAACUCUCAGUAUUUCUGAAGAUUUGGUAGAUACUGAUAAUGUCCAUAACAAGCCAUUGUCUUCACGACGAGAAACACUUUCUGAUGAUGAAUAUACACCUGUUGGAGAUCCAAUCAAGAAGUAUAAAGUUGAGGUUCAAGCAUCCGGGGAGGCAAUAUAUGUAGAUGAUAUUCCUGCUCCAAAGAAUUGCCUAUAUGGAGAAUUUAUUUACAGCACACAACCUCUUGCUAAUGUGAAGAGUAUUAAAUUCAAACCUUCUUUGGCAUCGAAGAAGAUCAUUACAGUUGUUUCUGCCAAGGAUAUUCCAACUGGAGGGCGAAAUAUUGGAUCAACAUUCUGGUUUGGGGAUGAAGAACCACUAUUUGGUGAUCCAAUUGCUGAGUUUGCUGGACAAGUUCUCGGUGUUGUGAUUGCAGAAACACAGCCAUAUGCUGACAUGGCAGCAAAACAGGCAGUUGUUGAAUAUACCACAGAUGGUUUAAAGGCACCAAUCUUAACAGUGGAACAAGCUGUGCAAAGCAAUAGCUAUUUCCAGGUUCCCCCUGAAAGGGCUCCCAAGCAAGUUGGUGAUUUUUCCAACGGAAUGGCAGAAGCUGAUCACAAGAUCAUGUCGGAAGAAGUCAAACUUUCUUCUCAGUACUACUUCUACAUGGAAACACAGACAGCACUAGCAAUUCCAGAUGAAGAUAACACCAUGACAGUAUACAGUUCAUCACAAUUCUCUGAACUUGCACAGAAUGUCAUUUCCAAGUGCCUCGGCAUUCCAUUCAACAAUGUACGUGUCAUUACAAGAAGGGCUGGAGGUGGCUUUGGUGGAAAGGUAGUCAGAUCACUCCAUAUUGCAACAGCAGCUGCACUCUGUGCACACAUGCUACGUCGUCCAGUGCGCAUGUAUCUCAAUCGCAAUACUGACAUGAUCAUGGUUGGGGGUCGCCACCCGAUGAAAGCUCGUUACUCCGUUGGUUUCAAGCCUGAUGGGAAAAUUACAGCCUUGCACCUGGAUUUACUAAUAAAUGCUGGGAUAUCUGCUGAUGCAAGCCCCAUAAUCCCUGGCACUAUUAUAUCAGGUCUGAAGAAGUACAACUGGGGUGCUCUUUCAUUUGAUGUCAAGCUCUGCAAAACAAACAACACAUCCAAAUCAGUGAUGCGAGCUCCUGGAGAAACACAAGGGUCUUUGAUUGCUGAAGCCAUCAUUGAACAUGUCGCUGCAGUACUCUCCCUUGACGCCAACACUGUCAGGCAGAAGAAUUUCCACUCCUAUGAUAGCCUUGUUUUGUUCUACCCGGAAAGCGCAGGCGAAUCGUCUACGUACACAUUACAUUCUAUUUUUGACAGAUUAGCUUCAACUUCUAGCUACCUAAAACGUGCUGAAUCCAUCAAGAAGUUUAACAGUUGCAAUAAGUGGCGAAAGCGGGGCAUUUCUUCUGUGCCCCUCAUUCUGAAGGUAAGAGUGAGACCAGCACCUGGAAGAGUUUCUGUACUCAGUGAUGGCUCCAUUGUUAUCGAGGUUGGUGGGAUCGAACUUGGGCAAGGACUUUGGACAAAAGUACAGCAGAUGGCGGUUUAUGCUUUGGGACAAUUGUGGCCUAACGGGUGUGAAGGUCUUCUUGACAGAAUCCGUGUUCUUCAGUCUGAUACAUUGAACUUAAUUCAAGGUGGCGUUACUGCUGGCAGCACUACAUCUGAAUCUAGUUGUGCAGCAACCCUUCAGGCGUGCAACAUGCUGGUUGAGAGAUUAAAGCCAGUCUUGGAUAGGCUGCAGUUGCAGUCAGGCAUAGUAUCAUGGGAUACAUUGAUUUCGCAGGCCUCUCAGGAAAAUGUUAAUUUGUCAGCAAGUGCAUACUGGGUGCCUGACCAAGACUCGAAGUUUUACUUGAACUAUGGAGCUGGUACAAGUGAGGUGCGUAGUUCUGUUAUGGUAGAAUUUUCUAUACCAUUCUAUGUUGAAAAUUUCCUGGAAUGCAGGUUGAGAUUGAUCUUCUUACUUGAGCAAUUACCAUACUAAGGAGUGAUCUUAUUUAUGACUCUGGCAAAAGUUUGAAUCCUGCUGUAGACUUGGGCCAGAUUGAAGGUUCCUUUAUACAAGGAAUUGGUUUCUUCAUCUAUGAAGAACACCAAACAAACAGUGAUGGCUUGGUUAUUAGCAACAGCACCUGGGACUACAAGAUCCCAAGUGUGGACACCAUCCCGAAGCAAUUCAACUUAGAGGUGCUCAACACUGGAUACCAUAGAACCGUGUGCUUUCUUCAAAAGCUUCUGGGGAACCUGCCGUGGUUCUUGGAGCAUCUGUGCAUUGUGCGGUGAGAGAAGCAAUCCAAGCAGCGAGGAUAGAGUUUGCAGGUGGCAGCGAAUCUACCUGCAAAUUUCAGCUUGAUGUCCCUGCUCCAAUGACGCUGGUGAAGGAACUGUGCGGCUUGGAUAUUGUGGAGAAGUACUUGGAAGAUCUAUCUAGCCAUGGAGUUGGAAAUUGCAACUAGAGCAUUAUCUGCAAUUCUGAAAUUCAGUAACAUUCAGUUAUUGAAAGGAGUGGUAUGAUCCAUUCGGUGGGGCUUGAUAAAACAGUGAAAUUCAAAUGUUUGCGAUAUUCAGUGUUUUUCUUCAACCAUUUUAUCGACAAUUUGAUGGUACUGAACCACCGAUAUUUUUUAUGUUUAUUAAAACAUGACAACUGUUGAUGAUAUAGGAGUUUUUCCUUGUUUUGAAGGUAUGGUCAAUCGAAACAUAUGUGCCAAAAAUCAUGGAUUAUGUAUGUACUGUAUAUAAGCUAAACAAAAAUAAAGUGCACAAUGGUCUAUAUUGUGUGUCUA
Molecule: messenger RNA, 4775 nt
Organism: Oryza sativa Japonica Group (Japanese rice)
Lineage: Eukaryota; Viridiplantae; Streptophyta; Magnoliopsida; Poales; Poaceae
Product: probable aldehyde oxidase 4
Molecular function (GO): 2 iron, 2 sulfur cluster binding; iron ion binding; FAD binding
Source: RefSeq, a predicted model, not a curated record